AUGACGCUCGUGAUGACGGAGAUACGACUGCAGAGCCCGGGCGUGCACAAGGCUCUACGAGGAAAGAAAAACAGACGUCGAAGUGUGAAACAGGAGAGUGCUCUUUGCACGAGCAAGGAGGCGUCAGAUGCAUGUGCAGAUCUCUAUGAAGCUGCACAGGCUCAGCUGGAGCAGGAGAUGAAGGAAGCUGGGGUGGAAGGGAGUCUGCCCAUGAGUUUUGGCAGUGGAUCGAGGGGAGAGACGUCACGAAAGCGCAAGCGAUUAUUGGACACGAAAGAGACAGAGGACGUGGCCGAUAUGGGGAGAAUUGAUGAUGAAAUGGGAGGUGCAGAGGAUGGUGGUGGUAGUGGUGGUGGUGAUGAAGAGAAUAUGGAGGAGAGCAGAGGACAAGUGGUUGCUGGUGUAGCUGCUACUGCCGUUGGUCUUGCGAGUGAAGACGAGGUGGACAGAAUUGUCAGCAAGGAGACGUUGGCAUCAGAGAUGGCAUUUGCUGGCGCUGUUUCUGCUACCGCUGCUGCUGGUGCAGGUGAAGAUGAGGUAAAAGAACUUGUCAGUGAGGAGUCGUUGACAUCGGAGAUGGUAGUUGUGAAUAAGGUGCGCGUGGUGUUUGAUUCGGAUGGAGAAGUUUCCGGACGAGUUAUUGAGCAGGUUAAAGUGGUUACCGAGGAAAAAGUGAAGCAAGAGCCGAGUGUCUCGGACGUCGCACGGAAGAAGAAACGUGCUGCAAAGAAAAAGAAGAAAAAGCAUCCAGUUGCGAAAGACGUGCUGAAGUUUUAUAUGCGAAGACACACCCUUUUCGAAAAGUUCGAGAAUGGCAUUAAACUUGACCACGAAAGCUGGUUUUCGGUCACGCCUCAAGCCAUUGCUGAGCAUAUUGCAAUGCGUCUGAGCUGCGACGUAGUGCUUGAUCCCUUUGCAGGCUGUGGAGGAAAUGUGAUUCAGCUAGCAAUGACGUGCAAGCAGGUUAUUGCGAUCGAUAUCGACCCGGUAAAGAUUCGCAUGGCAAAGCAUAAUGCUGCUAUCUACGGCGUAGCAGACAAGAUCGAGUGGAUUGUGGGUAACUCGAUCGACCUGUUACCCAGUCUUCAAGCUGACGUCGUCUUUCUGUCUCCUCCUUGGGGUGGCGUGGACUACAACCGGACGUGUUUUAGCUUGGACGACAUGCUGGUGAAAGGCGUAUCGGGGCUGGACCUCUUUACCAAGGUACGGAAAGUGUCGAAAAAUGUUGCAUACUAUCUGCCAAGGGGUACGCCGACGAUGGUCUUGGAGGCGCUGGCGCCCGGUGAGCAAGUUGAGUGUGAAAAUGUUUUUUUGGACCAGCACCUUACAGUGGUGACAGCCUACUACGGUGACUUGGCAGCCCGGGAAGUGCCGGAGGUACCAGUUAACGAGGACGUUUUUCCGAAUGAGGAGACUGUCGACGCGUAA
This is a messenger RNA of Peronospora matthiolae, 1428 nucleotides long. The record is from the annotation of a GenBank genome assembly. Lineage: Eukaryota; Oomycota; Peronosporomycetes; Peronosporales; Peronosporaceae.